CACUCAAUAAUACAAGUAGCAUUCCCUUUUCCAAACUUUCCUAUCCUCUUCCAAAUACUUUACAUUUUCUCCACCUACCCAAAACUUCCUUUCAACAAUUGCUUCAUCCUAACAGUUGAAGAUGAAGUUUAUUCAUUCGGCCAAAAAAUUUACGGUACAAUCUGAUUGGUCUCUUGUCAGAGUUAUAUUUUUCUUUUCAACGACCGUGAUUUCCUUGAUUAAAUAUGUUCCUAAGGCACUGUUACUGAACGAGUAUGAUCUUCACGGUUGGAAAACCAAGGUGUGUGCUAAGCGGACAAACAUUCCCGGAAUGAAGAAAUAUCGUGGGAGAAACACCUACGUAUUGGAGUCCAUGAGGCCAUCUCCAGUGUAUCGUAGACCUGGUUAUGGUUGAUAUUCAAAAUGUAAUGGAUGCAUCUGCAAGUCUUGAUCAUUCAUGUCUUCCAUCACAUUGCAAAUGAAUUCACAUGUGAUAGGAACAGAGAUGAUAUACACAGCUAGAGGAAGACAACAUUUGUUCGAUAUAGAUCAAGAGGAAGACAACAUUUGUGUGAUAGGAACAUAGAUGAUAUGUACAGCAAAAAAAGACAACAGUUGUAUGAUUGGAAUAAAGAUGAUAUACACAAUACGAAGAAGACAAUACUUUGUUUGAUAAGAACACAAAUGAUACAUACAACAAUACGAAGACAACAUUUAUUUGAUAGAAACACAAAUUAUAUAUACAACUAUAGGAAAAAGUAUUUCACUGUUUCAUUUUAUUUUAUUGUCUUAAGGUUAAAUAUAAAGACAAUUCACAUGUACUCUAAGUUCGCAUUUUGAGAUCAUGUUGAAUUUUUAAAAUUAAAGAACAAGUUAUUAAAUGUAA
Molecule: messenger RNA, 865 nt
Organism: Lathyrus oleraceus (garden pea)
Lineage: Eukaryota; Viridiplantae; Streptophyta; Magnoliopsida; Fabales; Fabaceae
Product: polyadenylate-binding protein 2
Exons: 5
Coding region: 122-394 (90 amino acids)
Source: RefSeq, a predicted model, not a curated record